AUGGCUGCACUGCUACUGAACUUGGGCUCGCUUUCGCUGCUGCUUUUACACCUUCUCCUCAGCUCUUUGUUCAUUGUCAUCCCGGGGAGUGCAGCAGAGCCUUUCUGCCGCUCACCGUGCACCCAUCAAGCCCCCGGAGACACUCAAAGCACCAGCCUGCACGACAGAACGGUAACGGGGGCUUUGGCUGGGGGCAUUUGGAAGAUCCACCCUGCACGGACGCGUGGACGUCAAUUUAAAUGUCUAACGUGCGAACAAUGCUUACGAACCGGUGCAUUGGGAAUCCCCUCAGGUCCGUUGCGUCUGGAAUACCGGAAUACUAGAAUAUAUAUAUCAGAACCGGCAUCGCACACCGGACGCUGUCAUCAUCCGCCAGCUUGGAGUGACUGUGGCGGCGGAGAGAAGGGCGUUGUUUCUCAUGUUCUCGACUCUCCAUUUCAGUGGGGCAAAAAGAGGACUAUACAAAGGACUAGAGCGUGCUCGUGGCCACAGACACAUCCACACCUCGCCACGGACAGGGCUGUUGCGCAAAGAGAGCUCCGGGAGUUGAAUUGUGUUGUGUUUCGCUCGCAGGUGGAUACCAGUAGAACCGUGAAAAGGAAAUCAAGGCCUACGGGAGUAAAACGGGAGUUUACCGCUGCCAAGAGAACAGCACGGCCGUUAUCAAUAGAGUAUUCUGAUUCUAAUGUGGCUUGCAUUGUUUUGGACGCCAGUAAAUUAAGCAAAGCGACAACGGACCGUUCACUUCCAGCCCCCUUGAAUGUCUUUAAAACAGGGUUUGAGAAUGCCCGGGGGUGCACAGAACCACGCGUACAGCACCUCUCUCUUGUGGUAGCGGGCGAAGCAAACAGCUGUCUCGAGUCAUACCGGAUCACGGAAGCUGCUGUUGUGUGCACAGGUUGUUCUGAAAGACAUCCAGCAUGGCACAGUAGUGACUGGCACCGGUUCAACACCUCUCUGAGGAGCGCAGUAGGCGUACGCUCUGUUGUCUGUGGAAAGCGGGCAGAAGAAAAUACAAACACCACAUUUUCAUACAACAACUCUUUAUUAUUAUGUGUGAAUGCUGAAGCUGGUAAAACCAACGAGCUGAAUUGUGCACUCAAACGGACUGAUGACAGAAAAGGAAAUUAUCAUAGAUCAUCUGAAAUCAGCGCGGCUCGCUUUGACUCGAAUAUCAGUGAUGAGUACAAGUUUGACUCAUCUGUUACUGACACUACCAGGGGUCUAAACGUAUCAAACAUCUACCUCCUAGUUGAGCUAAUCUUCACUAAACAAUUUUAUGACUCACAACUUCACAGUGGUCACGCGAAGAGCGCGAGAGAAGAAUCAGCACCAGCCGCUCAGUGGACAGCGAAGAGCGCGAGCUUCGUGAACUUUCUUGAAAGCUUUUCUCUGAGGAAUUGGAACAGCAGCAAUAACAGCUGCGCAAACAUUUUUAAUAAUAACAACAAUAACAACAACAAUAGCAGCCGUGAUGAUCAAAAUGUCAAUGAAACACAAUAUAUUUCUGUCAGUGAAAAGAGCGACUUCACAAAACGGGAAAGCUCACGCUAUCCUUGCUCUACUGCGCGUGCAGAGCUCGAUGACUACAACGAUAGCUUGACUGCCGAUGGGGGAUCCACGCGGCCGCAAUUAAAAUCCGGUAAACGUUUGUCAUUACAAGCGGAGGGUGUCAGUCAGCAGGAGGAGCAGCUGGAGGCCCCUGUUGAGUCCGGUAGGAGGGAGGGAGAGAAAGAGGGUGGAGUGAAUGGAGAGGUGAGGGUAAAGGGUGUCAAACAGCCUGUAGAGAGAGAAAUCCAGGAAAGCAUGGAGUGGGUGAUUGUAGAAGACACAAAGGAUGAGACAGUGGAGAAUGACACAUAUUUACCAAAAGAGGGAGAAAAAGGUCAAGGUAAUGGAACCUUUCAGUCAGACAGUGAGGGAGAUGAAAUAAAAGAGUGGGACAAAAAUGAGGGAAUUUGGACUGAGCUUAAACAUAGCGGAGAUGGGGCGGAAAACAUACAAAAACAUCUAAACACCAUGAAACAAAAAGAAGGAGAGAGUGUUAAAGUGCAGAGAAGGGAAGAGCAGGGGUACGAUGAAGAGCAGACAGGUGUCCUGCCUGUUGGGCGCUCCCGCAGAGCUGCUAACCGACAACCCCAUUUCCCCCAGUACAACUAUCAGGUUCAGGUCGCCGAGAACCAGCCUCCUGGUACGUCAGUCAUAACAAUGACAGCUGAGGACGCUGAUGCUGGUGAGGCUGGCAGACUCAGUUACAGCAUGGCCCCUUUAAUGAACAGCAGGUCCACAGAUUACUUCCAAAUCGACCCAAUUACUGGCCUUCUCUCUACCACACACAUUCUAGAUAGAGAGCACAUGGACCUGCAUUAUUUCAGAGUCACUGCCACAGACCACGGCUCACCACGCCUUUCUGGAACAACUAUGGUGACCAUCACUGUGGCUGACCGUAACGAUCACUCUCCUGUGUUUGAGCAGACAGAGUACCGUGAGACAAUUAGAGAGAAUGUUGAAGAGGGAUAUCCUAUUCUACAACUACGUGCAACUGAUCUCGACUCACCGGCGAAUGCCAACAUACGUUACCGAUUUAUUGGGGAAAGUGCGGCUGUUGCACGUUCCUCGUUCGAGAUUGACCCACGAUCAGGAUUGAUUACAACACGAGGCAUUGUUGACAGAGAAGCAAAUGAGCAUUACACUUUGCUGGUUGAAGCAAGCGACCAAGGGAGAGAGCCAGGCCCAAGAUCUGCUACUGUUAGUGUCAAUAUUAUUGUGUUGGAUGAGAACGACAAUGUGCCACAGUUUAGUCAAAAGAGAUAUGUGGUUGCUGUUAGAGAGGAUGUUCGCCCACAUUCCGAAAUCCUCAAAAUUAGCGCUUCAGACCUCGAUAAAGAUGGGAAUGCUGCUGUGCAUUAUAACAUAAUUAGUGGGAAUAGCCGUGGACAGUUUGCGAUCGACAGCGUUACUGGGGAAAUCCAGGUAGUUGCACCACUGGACUUUGAGACAGAACGAGAAUACACGCUACGUCUGCGCGCUCAGGACAAUGGCCGUCCGCCUCUUUCCAACAACACUGGAAUUGUGAGCGUGCAGGUCACAGAUGUCAACGAUAAUCCACCAAUCUUUGUAUCCACGCCAUUCCAGGCUACAGUGCUGGAAAGCGCUCCUAUUGGUCACUCCAUUUUUCAUAUACAAGCUAUUGAUACAGAUAACGGUGACAAUGCACGCCUGGAAUACCGUUUAACAGGGACUGGUACAGAUACACCAUUUGUUAUCAACGCUGCCACUGGUUGGGUCACAGUGAGCUCAGAACUUGACCGUGAAUCAGUAGAGCACUACUUUUUUGGUGUUGAGGCACGGGAUUAUGGUGCUCCGCCCCUUUCUGCCACAGCUAGUGUUACGAUCACAGUGAUGGAUGUUAAUGAUAACAGGCCAGAAUUUCUUCAAAAAGAGUAUUUUGUCAGACUCAAUGAGGAUGCUUCUGUUGGCACAAGUGUGGUCAGCGUAACUGCAGUUGACCGUGAUGUAAACAGUGCAGUCACAUAUCAAAUCACUGGCGGAAACACACGUAAUCGAUUUGCCAUUAGCACAGCCAGUGGUGGUGGUCUGGUCUCUUUAGCACUGCCUUUAGACUACAAACAGGAGCGUCGCUAUGUGCUAACAGUUACUGCCUCAGACAGAACACUCCACGACACAUGUCAGGUGCACGUCAACAUCACAGAUGCCAACACACACCGCCCAGUGUUCCAGAGCGCUCAUUAUUCAGUCAAUGUGAAUGAGGAUCGUCCUCCUGGCAGCACAGUGGUGGUUAUAAGUGCCACAGACGAAGACGUUGGAGAAAACGCACGCAUCACUUACUAUUUGGAGGACAACAUUCCACAGUUCCGUAUCGAUACUGCAACUGGAGCAAUCACACUUCAAGCCGAACUAGACUAUGAAGACCAGAUGACCUACACUCUUGCCAUUACAGCUCGUGACAAUGGAAUCCCACAAAAAUCUGACACCACAUAUGUGGAGGUUAAUGUUAAUGAUGUUAAUGACAACACACCUCAGUUCUUGAGCCCCAGAUACCAGGGUGGAGUCAGUGAGGAUGCCCCGCCCUUCACUAGUGUUCUGCAAAUCUCUGCCACCGACCGUGAUGCUCAUGCCAAUGGCCGUGUCCAGUAUACAUUUCAGAAUGGAGAAGAUGGUGAUGGUGAUUUCACCAUCGAACCGACUUCCGGAAUAGUCCGGACUGUCAGGAGACUUGACCGUGAAAGUGUUCCAUUCUAUGAGCUGACAGCAUAUGCCGUGGAUCGAGGGGUUCCACCUCAGCGAACACCUGUACACAUUCAAGUCAGUGUCAUGGAUGUCAAUGACAAUGCUCCAGUUUUCCCUGCUGAUGAUUUUGAGGUUCUAGUGAAAGAGAACAGUGCUGUUGGGUCCGUUGUAGCUCAGAUUACAGCGACGGAUCCAGAUGAGGGCCCAAAUGCUCAGAUUAUGUAUCAGAUUGUGGAAGGCAAUAUUCCAGAAAUCUUCCAAAUGGACAUUUUUUCAGGGGAACUCACUUCGUUAAUUGACCUUGACUAUGAGACACGGAAUGAGUAUGUAAUUGUUGUCCAGGCCACAUCAGCGCCACUAGUGAGUCGAGCUACAGUGAGGAUCCGACUUGUUGACCAGAAUGAUAAUGGGCCCCAAAUGCAAGACUUUCAAAUCAUCUUUAACAACUUUGUAUCCAAUCGCUCAAACACUUUCCCAAGUGGGGUUAUUGGAAGGGUUCCAGCCCAUGACCCAGAUGUUUCAGAUCGUCUCUAUUACACUAUAGAUCGUGGAAAUGAGCUGCACCUUCUACUGCUAAACCACACAAGUGGAGAGAUACGUCUGAGCCGAAAACUGGACAACAACCGACCACUGGUGGCCCCAAUGGUGGUCACCAUCACUGAUGGCAUUCACAGCGUCAGUGCUCAGUGUGUUUUGCGGGUUUUCAUCAUCACAGAGGAGAUGCUCAGCAGCAGCAUCACAGUGCGACUCCAGAACAUGUCCCAGGAGCACUUCCUAUCCCCGCUGCUCACUCACUUCCUGGAAGGAGUGUCAGCAGUGCUGUCAGUCUCUCCUGACGAUGUGUUUGUGUUUAACAUUCAGCCGGAUGCAGAUGCUGGAAAGGUGCUUAAUGUUAGUUUCUCAGCUGCAUUGCCAGGAGGACAGUUUUUCCCAUCAGAGGCACUAGAAGAGCAGCUCUACCUCAACAGGCCUAGACUCAAUGCCCUUGCACAUAUGGAGGUUCUCCCAUUCGAUGAUAAUGUGUGUUUGCGUGAACCGUGUCAGAACUACAUGAAGUGCAUCAGUGUCCUCCGCUUCAACAGCUCAGCCCCCUUUAUUGCCUCCCCAUCCACGCUGUUCCGGCCCAUACAUCCAAUCACAGGCCUGCGCUGCCGCUGCCCGGUGGGGUUCACCGGAGAUUACUGCGAGAUUGAAAUUAACCUCUGCUACUCGAACCCCUGCAUGAAUGGAGGAGUGUGUGCUCGCAGGGAGGGAGGGUACACCUGCAUCUGUCGAGAAGAUUACAUGGGUGAGCGGUGUGAGUUUGACCGGCGUGCUGGGAAGUGUGUGGCAGGUGUUUGUCGCAAUGGUGGUACGUGUCGUGAGCUCUCUGGAGGGGGUUUCAGGUGUGAAUGUCCUGCAGGAGGUUAUGAGAGGCCUUACUGCUCUGUCACCACCAGAUCCUUCCCGCCAAAAUCAUUCAUCAUGUUCAGAGGCCUUCGACAACGAUUUCACCUCUCCAUCUCUCUCUCGUUUGCCACAUUGGAAAGUAAUGGUUUACUUUUCUACAAUGGUCGAUUUAAUGAAAAACAUGACUUCCUUGCUCUGGAGAUACUGGACAGACAAGUGGUUCUUAAAUAUUCCACAGGUGAGAUUUCUACUCAGGUGAGCCCAUAUCUGCCUGGUGGAGUGAGUGACGGCAACUGGCACACCGUUCACAUCCAUUACUAUAACAAGCCAAGGCGCAGUGUGAGCGGGGAGGUUCAGGGCCCGUCUGAUGAGAAGGUUGCAGUCUUAAGUGUGGAUGACUGUGAUACUGCCGUUUCCCUGAGAUUUGGAAUUCAGCUUGGCAACUACAGCUGUGCUGCUCAGGGAAGACAGACUAGCAACAAGAAGUCUUUGGAUCUGACAGGCCCAUUGUUUUUGGGUGGAGUUCCUAACCUGCCAGAGAAUUUUCUAUUUGGUACAAGAGAAUUUAUUGGCUGCAUGAAAGACCUGCACAUUGAUAACAGACCAGUGGACAUGGCCGGAUUCAUUGCCAAUAAUGGCACCUUACCAGGCUGUAGUGCCAAAAUGCCUUUCUGUAAAUCGAACCCAUGCCAGAAUGGGGGCACAUGUAGGGUUAGUUGGGAGACGUUCUCCUGUGACUGUCCUGUUGGAUUUGGAGGGAAGGACUGCAGCCAAGUCAUGUCCCACCCCCAUCGCUUCCUUGGUAACAGUGCGCUGUGGUGGGACCUGAAGAAUGACGUGACCAUCACCACACCCUGGUACAUGGGGCUGGUGUUCCGCACUAGGUCGAAAGAAGGAGUUCUCUUGCAGGCUCAAGCUGGACAAUACACCAGCUUAAUCUUUCAGGUUAUGUCAGGUCAGCUGGUGUUUUCUGUGGCACGAGGUUCUGCUCGGCCAGUCCGGUUAAGACUGGAUCAGGUUCAAGUGUCUGAUGGACGCUGGCAUGACAUACAGCUCGAGCUCCGUGAUGUCCGGAGUGGACGAGAGACUCGAUAUAUUGCCACAGUCAGACUGGACUUUGGACUGUAUCAGGGAACAGUAAUUGUUGGAAAUGAGAUUAAUGGUGUAAAGGUGAAGCACCUGCAUGUGGGCGGAGUUUUAGGGUCAGGAGAAGUGCAAAAUGGCUUGCGUGGCUGUAUUCAGGGGGUGCGUCUGGGGGUGCGUCCUGAUUCCCCUGCAUUGCCCCGGCCCUCCAGAACCAUCAAAGUGGAGACUGGCUGUAAUGUUGGCAACCCCUGUAACUCCUCACCUUGCCCUGCCCGCAGUCACUGCACUAACGAAUGGGAUCGCCACGUCUGUGUUUGUGAACCAGGAUUCUAUGGUAAAAGCUGUAUGGAUGCAUGUCAGCUCAACCCAUGUGAGAAUCAAGCAAAGUGCCACAGGAAGCCCAGCUCCUCUCAUGGGUAUAUCUGCGACUGUGAGGACAGUCACUACGGACAGUACUGCCAACAUAGGAUCGAGCAACAGUGUCCUCGUGGUUGGUGGGGCAGCCCAACAUGUGGACCCUGCCACUGUGAUGCCAGUAAAGGUUUCGAUACAGACUGCAAUAAGACCACUGGAAACUGCCACUGCAAGGAGUUUCAUUAUCGACAGCGGGGAAGUGAUGAAUGCCUGCCAUGUGACUGCUACCCAGUGGGCUCCUUCUCGAGGUCAUGUAACACAGAGAGCGGCCAGUGCAAGUGCAGACCCGGCGUGAUUGGCCGUCAGUGCAACAUGUGUGACAACCCAUUUGCAGAAGUCACACAAACAGGCUGUGAAGUGAUCUACGAUGGCUGUCCUAAAACCAUAACAUCAGGAAUUUGGUGGCCCAGAACAAAGUUCAACCUGCCUGCAGCUGUACCCUGUCCUAAAGGAUCAGUGGGAACUGCAAUUCGGCACUGUGAUGGAGAAAGAGGAUGGCUAGAUCCUGAUCUGUACAACUGCACAUCUCCUCCUUUUGUGGAGCUGAACACAGCUCUGGAGGCGUUGGAACGUAACGAGACAGAGCUCAACACCAUCAUUGAAAAGAAACUGGCCCAUCAGCUUCGGGAUGUCACAGAGGCAACAAUCCGUCUCUAUGGCAAUGACCUUUUGAUAGCUGAGCGACUGAUGUCCCGCCUCCUGACCUUUGAGGGCCUCCAGUCAGGCUUCGGUUUGACAGCCACUCAAGAUGCGCAUUUCAAUGAGAAUCUGUUACGAGGCUGUAGUGUUUUGUUGGGUCCGGGCAGUGCUACGUUAUGGAGGGGUCAAAAUUCAGGUCAGAGCGGAGCUGCAGGAUUGGCUGAUCUUCUGGAGCAGUACACCCACACACUUGCCCGGAAUAUGAAACAGACCUACCUCAAUCCUGUGGCACUCGUCGCCCCAAACAUCGUCUUGACUCUGGAUCGUGUUGACAACCAUACACAUGUUCGGCGCCGGUUUCCACGGUAUCACAGCACUCUUUUCCAGGGUCAAGUACUUUGGGACCCUCACACACAUGUUGUGCUGCCACCUACUGCAUUAGUGCCACAGCGCAACUUUUCUCCAUCUCCAGCUGGCCCUGUGAAUCUGUUGGCCAAUCAGACAAUAGAAGUGACGGCAGCACGGUGGUCUUUGGCACUGCAAGAGGCACCUGUCACCAUUGUCAUUAUCCUCAUCUAUCGGAGUCUGGGGGCUUCACUGCCCCCCAAAUACCACACAGACCGCCGUGGCGUCAGGUUACCCAGGCACCCUGUGUUGAACUCCCCUGUAGUGAGUGUGUCUGUGUAUAACAACCAGACAUUUGUGGAGGGUUUUCUUGACACUCCGGUGCAGCUGGAGUUUCGUCUGCUGGAGACCAGCAAUCGUAGCAAACCGCUGUGUGUGCAGUGGAAUAACAGCAGGCCUGUAUCAGCAGGGGGCUGCUGGACUGUGAGAGACUGUAGUGUGGUCUAUAGAAACUCAUCACAUGUUCGCUGUCAGUGUCACAGAUUGGGAACCUUCGGAGUCCUUAUGGACAGCUCACAAAGAGAGCAGUUAGAGGGUGACCUGGAGACCCUCGCCAUAGUAACAUACUCCUCACUCUCAGUUUCUAUGGCAGCAUUGUUGCUAACAGUGCUGGUUUUAUCAUGCCUGAGGGGACUGAAAUCAAACACACGUAGUAUUCAUUCCAACAUGGCUGCUGCUACUCUCCUUUCCCACCUCACAUACCUGCUGGGUAUCAACCAGACUGAACUACAGUUCUUGUGUACAGUGGUUGCGAUCCUGCUCCAUUACUUCUUCAUGUCGGCUUUUGCGUGGCUGUUUGUGGAGGCUCUGCACAUUUACCGCAUGCAGACAGAAGCAAGAAACAUCAACUAUGGAGCCAUGAGAUUCUACUAUGCUAUAGGCUGGGGAGUUCCUGCCAUCAUUACAGGCCUGGCAGUGGGGCUGGAUCCAGAGGGGUACGGUAACCCAGAUUUCUGCUGGAUCUCCAUGUACGAUAAGCUCAUGUGGAGCUUUGCGGGACCAGUUAGCGUUGUCAUACUGAUGAAUGGUGGAAUGUUUUUAGCUGUUCUACGUAUGACGUGUAACCCGACUCAAAAAGAGAUAAAAAAGCUGCCUGUAAUUUCUACUAUCCGUAGUGCCUUCCUCCUUUUGUUGCUGAGUACUUGUGUUUGGUUAUUUGGUCUGAUGGCUGUUAAUAAUAGUGUUCUGAUAUUCCACUACCUGUUCAUUGUCCUCUGUAGCAUACAGGGCUUGGCCAUACUGUUGGUGUUCACAGUCCUAAACUCAGAGGUUCAGGAAGCCUGGAAACUGGCCUGUUUGGGCAAGAAAAGCCCUGGUGAAGAGCCUUCCACAGCUCCACAGAUUCCUGGCCAAAACCCGAACAACAGCGCCUCCCUGCUUGAACAGAGCGGAUUACAUCGGAUCACUCUUGGAACUUCAACCAUCUCAUCAGUCAGCAGUGCAAGGGAGAAUCUCUUGGCACGGCAGUCUCUAGAACACACUCUAGCUCACACAGGGGCCACUGACCUGGACAUGGCGAUGUUUCACCGCAACGGAGGUACACUAAAACACAAUAACUUCCACGCAUGUGAAGACUCUGACUCAGAUUCCGAUCUUUCAUUGGAAGAGGAGAGGAGUCUGUCCAUCCCAUCUUCAGAGAGUGAGGAUAAUGUUCGUCUGCGUGGACGCAUCCAGCGACGCUUCAAACGGACUGGACACAGCGAACGCUUACUCACAGAGCCCUCCCACAAUGGUGGAAAAGAUCUGGAUGGCAAUGACCUGCUCUCCUAUUGGCCAGCGCUGGAAGGCUGCGAGGCACACUCUCUUCAGAAAUGGGGCUCGGAGCGCCGCCUAGGGGGCGAUUACAGCAAGGACGCAGCUAAUAACAACCAGCAAGAUGCAGCGCUCACAAGCGGGGAUGAGAAUGGGCUAACACACAGACACCGGAAGGGAAUCCUAAAGAAUCGUCUGGGCUGCCCUCCUGCUCUGUCUGCUGUGGGUCAUGCUCCUAGUGAGACGUCUUGGUACAAGACCUCCACAUUGGGUCACCGAGGUGUCCCAGCUGCCUCCUAUGGUCGUAUGUAUUCCGGUACUGGCUCACUGUCCCAACCUGCUUCCCGAUACUCCUCUCGGGAACACCUAGAUUCAUUUGCCCGACAACAGCGAUCCCGUGACAACCUUGACCUGUUGCCACGACGACGCGAGCUUGGUGCUGAACACCUGGGUGGGUCAAGAGAGAGGCUGGGCCCUCUUCACAGCAUCAAUACGUCCAGGGAGGAUCUGGUGGCCAGGGGUGGGAUGGCAGGGUUAAUGGGGGCGGAGAGUUCAUUAAGUGGAUCAAGAACACAGCUUAACACUCUAACAAGGCAACAGGCCUCUCGGGAACACCUUGGGGGGGCGCUGAUGAGCAGUCGGUCUCGGGAACAGUUGGAGUCUAACGGUGGAUCACAACCAUGCAGGGAGUGGCUGAGAACCCUGCCACCUCGACAGCUCUCACACCCCGAGCCACACCCACCCUCCUCACCCCCUCCACCAAUCAGAGAAGAGCCCCAUGAAACCCUGCCCUCUCGCCGUGGACGGCUAGACUCCGCCCCUCCAUGUAGGUACCCUUCAUCUGCAGCUGCACCUGGAGCCCCAUCUAGUCGCCCACCCUCUAGUGAACAUCUCGAUAUCCUCUCCUCUAUACUUGCUUCCUUCAACUCAUCUGUCUUAACCCCACCCCCUAACCCUGUCGCCGCAUCAGCUGGCCCCUCCCCUUCCCCUCCUCCUCUGUCUGCAACCUCUCAGAGCAUCUCUGAAGUGUCACCUGACUCUGAAGUUAACAGAAGUGAUGGACAAUCUUGAUGAUUCCCUCACAGCCCUGUAAUGCACUUCUGCAGACGGGCUCGAGAGGAUCACAGGACAUAACCGACUGGAGCUAUGAGGACUCCUACUAAACACUUGAGAGUGAAAUUGCUCAUCAAGGGCUUGAGAUAUCAUCAGGAAAUUAACAAAAAGAAGAUGAAGACUUCUGUGACAAUUUUUCCAAACAGCAAACCUCAGAUUUCAGAACAACCACUGAGAGGGCUGGACAGAGAGAGAAAAAAUAUUGUACAUAAUUCUUUUUUUUUAUACGUUUUGUAUCUUUUUCAUCAAAGAUAAAAAAUCUCUAGUGAUGUUAUUGAUGAUGGUGUCCAGCAUAUGAGUUUUUGUGUGAAUGGAUGUGUUUAACUGGAAAGGAUUGAAAAACAUUUUCAAACCCAUUCCUUGCUAAAACAAUCCCAAACAUUCCGAUCCUUGUAUUCCAACUUGUGUUUAUGGAACAUUAACCAUGCCCUCUAAAAAAUGACUGAGAAACUUGAGAGAGUCUAUGAAGAUAAGGAUUGGUCGAUGUUAAUGAGGAAGAUAAUGGCGCUAGCAUGGGAUUGGCUUGGAAACUCCAGAGAUGGUGAUUGUAAUUGUAAAGAGUUAUGAAACAAAAGAUGUGAUUGGACCGUAAUGAUUGUCAGUCAAGGGAUUGAUUUCAGAGAGGUAACUUGGUUGGAAGUUUUUUGGCUGUUCUAAACAUUUCUUCAACAAACUCCCAAUAUUUGGCUGAGAUAUAUAUAUGAGAUUAAGGAACUGUGGUAUUCCGUAUUUGGAUGUAAUUAUACUUGCCAGUCCUAUUUCCGGACAUUUUAAGCCAAUAUGAGAUCAUACUGAAGCAUGCAAUGGAGUUUGUUGAAGCUCUAUUAAGAGGCCUUUAUGGAUUUUAAAGUCAUUUAUUUGUGUAACUAGCCUACAAGCGCAUUCUCAGCAUAAUCAAGAGCUCUUUCAUAACCAAGCUUAUCAAAAAUCAAAUAUUGCUUGAGGAAAAAUCAGAUCUCAUUUCAGCUAUUCAGGAGAACAUAUUUAAUCCAUCUUUAAUUUCUUUUGACAAAGAGAGCAUAUCCAAAUGUAAUUGAUUAUGUCUGUGAAGUAUUGAAUAGUCUUGGUGCUUCAGGGGAAGAAACAUGGUGAGAUGAGCUACAUGCAGUCGUUGAAGUAAAAUAAGAUCUCAAAAUAUCAGGUUCUUGUUUAAAGGGGAAAUAGUGUUUCAUCAUAUGACUUUGUCACCUUUUACUGUCUUUUACACUGUUAUCAUGAGUUUCUGCCAAAAAGAGUGCCCUAUGUCAUUCCUUUUAUACCUCUUACCUGUCAGAAAGUGCUCCAGGACCUUUUCUAUUCAUCAGUUGAAUUAUUAUAUAAUUUUAUCUUGUACAGACAUUACAUUUUAUUUAUUUAGUAUUGAGAUUAAUUUAACUUAUUUAUAGUCCUGCUGAGGUGUUUUUAAAGAAGUAUGUGUGGGACCUUUUUUUCUUCUUCAUAAAAGCGAGGUUUCAUCUGUUAAAAUGUUUUAUGUGUGAGUCUUUUGUACUUGUACUAUCUGAUAUGCUCCCCUCCUCUUCUGCAAAUAAUGAAUUCUGAGAAAAUAAUUAUUCACUAUUCUUUAGAGAAAGAGAGAGAGAGAGAGAGAGUGGUGGAAGACAGUCAUUUGGUGGGAGAGAAAAAAUUUAUAAUUUUGAAAAUGGGGAAUGUAUAAUUGGUCAACAUGUUUAUUUUUGGGACAUGCUGUAUCCCAUUUACCUAGGGGGUUUUCAAAUAAAAUUACAAAUCUUCUACAAAAGUGAGGCGAGAUCUAGAGACCCGUUGGACAUUAAUAAAAGAGUUAUUGCUACCAGGCAUCUGUAUAUAUUUUUUUGAAUACUCAAGGCAAACACUUGAGGAACACACA
Molecule: messenger RNA, 12895 nt
Organism: Xyrauchen texanus (razorback sucker)
Lineage: Eukaryota; Metazoa; Chordata; Actinopteri; Cypriniformes; Catostomidae
Gene: celsr3
Product: cadherin, EGF LAG seven-pass G-type receptor 3
Exons: 36
Coding region: 1-11007 (3668 amino acids)
Biological process (GO): cell surface receptor signaling pathway; G protein-coupled receptor signaling pathway; homophilic cell-cell adhesion
Cellular component (GO): plasma membrane
Molecular function (GO): calcium ion binding; G protein-coupled receptor activity
Source: RefSeq, a predicted model, not a curated record